Bursaphelenchus okinawaensis is the source of this 1033-nucleotide messenger RNA. Lineage: Eukaryota; Metazoa; Nematoda; Chromadorea; Rhabditida; Aphelenchoididae. The record is from the annotation of a GenBank genome assembly.
AUGGCUCAGAAAGUUGCUUACUUCCUUGCUUUUAUCGUUUUGUUCGCUUUUAUCAGCGACGUCGCCGAAGCCGGUCUUCUAGACUCGAUCAAAAACGCCGCUUCCAAGGUAGGUUAGGGGCUGCCAGGUGUUUAAAAAAUUUUAUAGACAAGUGUAAUAUAAAUAGAAAUAAAUAUAUUUUUAAAAAAUUUUACUCCUAAAGACAGAGAGUUGGGUACUUUUGAGAAUUUUAAAAUAAUCUUUUUUGACUUCAGGUCAAAAACAAGGUAGAACAAGCAAAAGAAAAAGUAGAAGAAAAGUUACAACCGAUUAAAAACAAAGUUGAAGCUGUAAAAGAUAAGAUUAAAGAAAAAGUAGAAGAAGUGAAGGAUAAGGUUAAGGAAAAGGCGGAAGAGGUAACUAAAUCAAGGUUAGCCACUUUUCAGUUUUGGAUUGCGUUAUAUUUUGCUUAUAAAAACAAUAUUUUAUUUAGUUUUGGUACUGCUGACAAUUGUGGUGAAUCCUCAGUAGCAUAGCUUAUAGAAAAUGCUUAGUUAGCCAUAAAACUAAUAGGUCUUAUUAUGUUGCUUUUUAAAUUUAGGUAUUUGCUUGCUGCAUUAAAAAAUCGUUCUAAAUAAGUUAGUUUUGAUAAAUUGCUUGCUGUUUUAUUCUAGUUUUUGCGAAAUAAACUUAAUUUAGGUGAAAGACAAGUUCGAACAGACCAAAGACAAGGUAGAGGACAAACUAAAGGGUGCCGGAGAAGCCAUCAAAGACAAGUUCGAAGAAGUUAAGGACAAACUCGAAGGCAAACCAGAAGAAUGUAAGUCUAUACUUAAAAAGCUAAAAAAGUUAACUGUUUAAAAAAUUUGAUAUGUUACAUCAGCGAGUUACGUAACAAUAAAGUGGCAAUAUAGGAGAAUAAACAUCUGAUUUAGGUAUCGGAGCCAAAGACACCGCCGGCGACUGCGAGGCCAAACAACAAUUGUGUAACCAAGGCGUGUACAAACCUUUGAUGAGCAGAAUCUGCAUGGAGACCUGCUGCGACUUGUUGUAA